GCAGCAGCAGCAGCAGCAGCAGCAGUCAGGCUGUGUGCGUACAUGGAGGAGACACUGGUGCUCUCCACUUCCCAGACCUUCUGCGCAGCUCUGCCCCGGGACCAGUAAGAGGAUCGACCCUCUGGAUCAUGGCGCAGACUGUGAGGCUGUUUGCGGGUUGUUUGUUGUUGAUGUUGUCGCUCAUCUCUUCCGGGGCGGAAGGGACGCGCAGCCGGCACAGAGUUUACUAUGUGGGGAUCAUUGAAGACGCGUGGGACUAUGCUCCAAGUGGCCAAAAUCUGCUCAACGGGGAAAACGUCAAAGAUGACGAGCAUGCAUGUGAGUUCCUGGAAAAAGGACCCCACCGAAUAGGCAGCGUUUAUAAGAAGGCCAUGUUCCGGCAGUACACAGACGAUUCAUACAGUGUACAGGCUCCCCGGCCUGAUUGGUUGGGCUUCCUGGGGCCCAUACUGCGUGCGGAGGUGGAUGACGUUAUCCUGGUCCAUCUGAAGAACUUCGCAUCCAGAAAUUMUUCUAUGCAUCCCCAUGGAGUCUUCUAUGAGAAGAAUACAGAGGGGGCGCUCUAUCCAGAUGGGACGUCAAGCAGGUUGAAGAUGGAUGACUCCGUUCCUCCGGGAGGCAGCUACACCUACCGCUGGGAGGUCAGGCCAGAAUUUGCCCCUACGGAUGAUGAUGCUAACUGCCUAACCUGGGUAUACCACUCUCACGUAGAUGCUCCUAAGGACAUCACCUCUGGACUUAUCGGGGCUCUGCUCACCUGCAAGAAAGGAAUCUUGAAGGAGACAAAGCCGGAAUCCAUCACAGAUUCAGCCCGCAAUGAUGUGGACCAGGACGUCUUCUUGAUGUUCAACAUAGUGGAUGAGAACCUGAGCUGGUACCUGAAGGACAACAUUCAAAGCCUCUCAGAUCCAGCAGGAGUCAUAGAGGAUGAAGACUUUGAGGAAUCAAACAUGAUGCAUGCCAUUAACGGCUACAUGUUUGGUAACUUGCCCGGGAUCAAAUUGUGCCAGAACCGUGCAGUAGCCUGGCAUUUGUUUGGCAUGGGCAACGAGGUGGACAUUCACUCCGCCUUUUUUCAUGGGAACACACUGCUCGAUCGCGGCCACCGCACAGACGUCCUCAGCCUGUUCCCCGCCACGUUUGCUACCGCUGAGAUGUUCCCGAGAGCAAGAGGGAAGUGGCUGCUGACCUGCCAGGUUAAUGACCACCUGCAGGCUGGGAUGCAGGCCUUUUAUGAAGUGAAGUCAUGUGGCAGUGAGGCCAGCGCUGCAGCGACGGGUGGGAUUGUGAGGAAUUUCUACCUGGCAGCAGAAAUGGUCCUAUGGAACUAUGCUCCCUCUGAAAAGGACCUGAUCAACAACGUGUCCCUCACUGAGGCUGACAGAGCAUCAGAGAUGUUUUUUGGCAGAGAUGGUGGGAGGAUCGGCGGUCAAUACAUGAAAGUGAUCUACAAAGAGUACACAGACAAUACCUUCACCGUUGUAAAAUCACCUGAUCCUGGACAUUUAGGAAUCCUUGGUCCAGUCCUGAGGGCAGAGGAAGGAGACACUAUCAGAGUGACGUUCAUGAACAAGGCUGAUAGAACGUACAGCAUCCAGCCUCACGGCGUGCACUAUGACAAACUCUCCCAGGGAAGCAGCUAUGAGGACGGUGUUGACAAGCCUGGCUCCCACGUUGGCCCAGGCGAGAGCUUCAUCUACACCUGGCAGGUCCUCGAGGGUCCGUCUCCAUCUGAUUCCCCCUGCAUCCCCUACCUGUACUACUCUGCCACUGAUCCCGCAACAGACACCAACUCUGGGCUCGUGGGACCUCUGCUCGUGUGUAAGAAAGGAGCGCUGAUGGAGAAUGGAACCCAGAGAGAUGUGGACAAGGAGUUCUUCCUGCUCUUUUCUGUCAUGGAUGAAAACAUGAGCUGGUAUUUAGAAAAGAAUAUUCAGAAAUUUGGCAUCAAGGAGACAAAUGUAGACGAUGAGGACUUCGUCGAGAGCAAUAAGAUGCAUGCUGUCAAUGGACGCAUGUAUGGGAACCUUGCCGGACUUGAGAUGUGCGCCGGGGACAAAGUUUGGUGGUACACCUUCGGGCUGGGCACAGAGGUGGACAUCCACGGUGUUUACUUUGAAGGGAACACCUUCAAGAAGCAGAGCACAACACGUGACACUGUCAGCCUGUUCCCUCACACCACUGCCAGUGUUUUCAUGCAGCCCGACACCCCUGGUGUGUAUGAAGUGAGCUGCAGAGUGACCGAUCACUACUCAGCUGGCAUGAGGCAGCAGUACAGAGUUGACUUUUGCCCAAGACGUCAAGUGAAGCACACGCACACACACACGCGCACACAGCCAACUAAGAUUGUGGAGUAUUUCAUCAGUGCUGAAGAAAUCGAGUGGGAUUACUCACCUGAUAGAACCUGGGAGCUGGAGAAGCAUCAGGCCACAUCAGAGGACAGUCCAGGAAGCAUCUUUGUGGAGAAAGGGAAGGACACAAUUGGCUCACGCUAUAAGAAGGUGGUGUACAGAGAAUACACAAACGGCACCUUCAGUGUUCAGAAGAAACGGCAGCCCAGUCAACAGCACCUGGGAGUUAUGGGACCGAUAAUCAAAGCAGAAGUAGGAGAGCAGAUCGUGAUCUCAUUCAAGAACAAAGCCAGUCGUGAAUACUCGAUUGGUGCACAUGGAGUCAGAGCCAGUGGCGCACACGUUCCUGUCAAACCUGGUCACAUACUCGAGUUGACCUGGGAUGUUCCUGUAAGCUCUGGUCCAGGGGUCUCAGAUCCUAACUGCAUCUCUUACGCCUACUACUCCAGUGUUGAUUUCAUUAAGGAUCUGUACAGUGGUCUCUUGGGGCCUCUGGUGAUAUGCAGGCCCGGGACUCUGCAGCGCGGGGAGGGGCCCGACAGACAGAGGGGUGACGUGGAGAAGGAAUUUGCUCUGCUCUUUAUGGUACAUGAUGAAAACCAGUCGUGGUAUUUGGACGACAACAUCAGGACGUACAUUGGCGCAGAUCCCAAUGCCUUCACAAAGAGUGAGGAAUUUGAAGAGAGUAACAAGAUGCACGGGAUCAAUGGCAAGCUGUACGGUAACCUCCAUGGACUGGUGAUGAUGCAGGGCCAGAAGGUCGACUGGUAUCUACUGGGAAUGGGCAACGAAGUGGACAUGCACACCGUUCACUUCCACGCUGAGACUUUCACCUACAAGACGGACCGUGUCCACCGUGCAGACGUCUUUGACCUCUUCCCCGGGACUUUCCAGACUGUGGAGAUGGUGGCCGGGAACCCAGGGACUUGGUUGCUCCACUGUCAUGUGACUGAUCACAUCCACGCAGGCAUGGAGACCACAUUCACCAUCAAAGAGAACGCCUCACAUGGAACAAGUGGUCUUUCCCCAGCACCAGAAACUAAAGGCUCCAUACAGAUGCUGCUGCUCCUGCUCAUACUCGGUUUCCUGGCCUGAGGUGAACUGCACUGAUGAGAGAAGUCUGACACUUGACUGUGGGACAAGAAUCACUGUUGGUGUGUUUGGAGAAUAUGUUCUGUAUAUAAAUAUCAAACACUUACCAGGGCAGUUAUGAUUUAUCUGAGACUGCAAUUCUGUAAAAUGUUCAGGAUCGUUUCAUUUGUUAGGGCUAAAAUUAUUUGUUAUUAUUGUUGCUAUACUGUGGAUUUUUUUUUUUUUUUUUUUUUUUUUUUUUUUUCUGACAUCUUGCACUGUGUUUGAGCAAAGCACUGCUAUACCAAAUAUUUUAUUACAGUUUUGAAAGAGCAAUAAAAAAUAUUGUUCUGUAUGUGUACACAAACUUUACUUGACGGAUUUCCACAAAACGUGGAGGAAGUGAUAUGGGUCAGGAAGGAACUGGAUCUGGGCGGAUUCAAUCCUUUUUUUUCACUUCCUUUAACAUUGUGAGACAUUUUCGUUCUCAGAGACCGAUAUUUAUGAGUGCAGAACCAAAUAAAGAUCUGGAUCCAGUGUAUUUAAAUGUGGUUUCAUAAAGGGACUGUUGGUGGAGUGGUACGCUCUCUGAAAGCCCCUCUAGUUUGUCUUUCAUGUGCUCUAACACCACAAGAUGGCGUUAAAUCAAAUUGAAAACAGUAAAUUGACAAGAUUUUUUUUUUUCUUAAAUAUGCAAUACUGUUCAACUCUUUUUGUAGAUUUUAUCACAGAAAACAUGUUAUACUCAGAUCCACAUGCAGAAUAUUACUGGAGGAAAUGUGGAGGUAUUUGUAUUUUAACAUAUUGAAUUCGUUGGUACUUCUGUAACAUAUCACACGAUUGCACCCUGUCUUGGAAGUGUGUGAUAUCCUGUGGUACCUGAUCAGAUCAAUAGGUGUUUUUGAUAAGGUUUAGGAAAUAAAACACUGCACCAGAUUAGCUGAUGUGUGUGUUUUGUAAUGAGCUUGUAAAUAACUGUUAAAUCUGGGCAGAUACAUCCACUGCAGCAUCAGCAAAACUGAGAUCAGCUGAUCAUUCAACUUCUGAUACUCAAACAGUCUGACUGGUUCCUCUAGGACUGAUAGAUCAAUAGAUCCAAUGCCCCAUCAGCAUGAGGAUAGUA
Molecule: messenger RNA, 4545 nt
Organism: Paralichthys olivaceus (Japanese flounder)
Lineage: Eukaryota; Metazoa; Chordata; Actinopteri; Pleuronectiformes; Paralichthyidae
Gene: hephl1b
Product: hephaestin-like 1b
Molecular function (GO): ferroxidase activity; copper ion binding
Source: RefSeq, a predicted model, not a curated record